This is a messenger RNA of Nilaparvata lugens (brown planthopper), 528 nucleotides long. RefSeq lists its product as uncharacterized. The transcript has a single exon. Bases 1 to 528 code for a protein of 175 amino acids. Gene Ontology annotation, molecular function: nucleic acid binding. The record is from RefSeq and is a predicted model, not a curated record. NCBI's taxonomy places the organism in Eukaryota, Metazoa, Arthropoda, Insecta, Hemiptera, Delphacidae.
AUGCGUACAGUGCGUACAGAAGAGAAUAUUGCGUCUGUUUCUGAGAGUGUUGCUGAAGACCAUGAAAUGUCUAUUCGUCGCCACUCGCAGCAAUUGGGUUUGUGUUAUUCGACCACAUGGAAGAUUUUACGCAAAGAUCUUGGUGUAAAACCGUAUAAAAUACAGCUCCUGCAAGAACUGAAGCCGAACGAUCUGCCACAACGUCGAAUUUUCAGUGAAUGGGCCCUAGAAAAGUUGGCAGAAAAUCCGCUUUUUUAUCAACAAAUUUUGUUCAGCGAUGAGGCUCAUUUCUGGUUGAAUGGCUACGUAAAUAAGCAAAAUUGCCGCAUUUGGAGUGAAGAGCAACCAGAAGCCGUUCAAGAACUGCCCAUGCAUCCCAAAAAAUGCACUGUUUGGUGUGGUUUGUACGCUGGUGGAAUCAUUGGACCAUAUUUUUUCAAAGAUGCUGUUGGACGCAAUGUUACAGUGAAUGGCGAUCGCUAUCGUUCGAUGCUAACAAACUUUUUGUUGCCAAAAUGGAAGAACUGA